Hordeum vulgare subsp. vulgare (domesticated barley) is the source of this 714-nucleotide messenger RNA. RefSeq lists its product as uncharacterized. The transcript has 4 exons. The record is from RefSeq and is a predicted model, not a curated record. Lineage: Eukaryota; Viridiplantae; Streptophyta; Magnoliopsida; Poales; Poaceae. Bases 160 to 699 code for a protein of 179 amino acids.
GCAAAUGAUGUUUGUGUAUCGAUAUUAUAUUUAAGUUGUGCUAACCACAACAUCUUAAACAAAAUAGAAGGGUGGAGAAUUAUUCGUUCUUGCAACUUCUUAAUUUGUUGGUGUUCUCUUUAUCCCCGAUUUGCUGGAGAUUACAAUCACACAUGCAAAAUGUCACAUGAUGUUCGCCUUUUGAUUCUAGCACUCUUCAUGGUUUCUUCGAACCAUGUGGCAGAAAUUUCUGCAAAAUCAAGCCAUUAUGAGCAUCCGAGAAGGUCAUUACAUCACAUGCCAAGGAAUAGUAGUUCCGAUGCUUUCAAACUAACAACAGCUUCGAGCCAGGGAGAGAAUCAAAUAACACAUUAUUGUACAUAUUACUCAGGCGAAGCGGCAUAUUUUGGUACUAUAGCAACUAUUGAUGUCUAUGAUUUUGGAUAUUUGAACAAGCGUGUAUCAACAGCAGCCCAAAUCGUGUUGGGUAACCGCAAUACAUCGAACCAAGUUUUAGCUGGAUGGGAGGUCAAUCCAGAACUAUAUGGUGAUAGCAAACCACAUUUCUUCGUAUACUGGACGAAUGAUGGCAAGGAUGGAUGCUCUAACUUGGAUUGUGUCGGCUUUGUACCUAUAAAUGUGGCUACUAUUAAACCUGGAGAUACAUUGGAGCCAUCUAAUGGACAAAAGAGAAUUGCAUUGAAGGUAUUUAAGGUAUGAUCCCAAACAAGUUAA